CCUCACUUUUUUUCAAGCCCGGUAAUGUGCAAAUGAUGUAAACACAAAAAUUGAAGAAAUAUGAUUUCCUACUACGUUCUAAGUAUCUUAUCAAUACUAUUAUAUCUGUAUUCAUUUUUCCCAAUCGCUAAAAUCAAUACUUCCUCUCCGUCCUUUCAUAAUCAAACAAAUUUCAAUUUAACACCUUUAAGUGAACCCACAAUAGACCGAUUAGUAUUGGUUGUAAUCGACGCUUUACGAUAUGAUUUCGUUAAUCCGGAAAAUAUGCCUUAUUUAUCAAGUUUAAGUAAAAAUAAUGGUUGUUCGAGUCUGGUUAAAGUGGAAUCUCCAACGGUAACUUUACCAAGAAUAAAAGCAUUAACAACUGGUAGUGUACCUCAGUUUAUUGAUGUCGUUUUAAACUUGGUGAGAGUGGAUUCUGUGGAGGAUAGUUUUUUACAUGGAGCUGUUAAAAAAGGAAAGAAGGUUGUGUUUUAUGGUGAUGACACGUGGUUAAAAGCUUAUUCUGAUUUGUUUUUACGAAGUGAAGGAACUAGUUCAUUUUUUGUGAAUGAUUUUAGUGAAGUUGAUGAUAAUGUUACAAGGAAUGUUUAUAAUGAAAUUGCAUUAAAAGAUUGGGAUAUAAUGAUUUUGCAUUAUUUGGGAUUGGAUCAUAUUGGACACAUUUAUGGGCCAUUUCAUUCCUUGAUUCAACCCAAACUCCAAGAAAUGGAUUUAAUUAUUAAAACAAUUCAUCGAAAUAUCAAUUCUGAUGGAAAAAAGGUGUUAUUUGCUGUUACUGGAGAUCAUGGAAUGAAGGAUAGUGGAGGUCACGGGGGCACAACAUACUCUGAAACUCAUGUCCCAUUAGUUUUAAAUGGAAUCGAAUGUGAAAAUGAUAAAAUCGAUCAAAUUGAUAUUCCAGUUAUUUUUUCAUCAUUACUAGGAUUAGAAUUUCCUAAAAAUAGUAUUGGAAAAUUAUCGAUGAAUUUGUUAAAAAAAUCUUUAACUAAAGAAAAAUUACUGCUUUUUUAUUUUAAGGAAGUUUAA
Messenger RNA from Onthophagus taurus, 1029 nucleotides. NCBI's taxonomy places the organism in Eukaryota, Metazoa, Arthropoda, Insecta, Coleoptera, Scarabaeidae. The record is from RefSeq and is a predicted model, not a curated record.